AUGUCCGGAAGAAGGGUGCCAGCGAACGAGGAUCUAUCGAACGUGGAGUUCGAAACAAGUGAAGAUGUCGAGGUGCUGCCGACGUUCAACUCAAUGGGGCUUCGGGAAGAGCUUCUGCGGGGUAUUUACGCGUAUGGUUUCGAGAAGCCUUCCGCCAUCCAGCAAAGAAGUAUUCAACCGAUCGUAAAGGGUCGGGAUGUCAUCGCACAAGCACAGUCGGGUACGGGCAAAACGGCAACGUUCUCCAUAUCCAUCUUGCAGUCCAUGGAUACCACACUGCGGGAAACGCAGGUUCUCUGUCUGUCCCCGACCCGUGAAUUGGCUGUUCAGAUCCAGAAAGUUAUUUUGGCGCUGGGUGAUUUCAUGAACGUACAGUGUCACGCCUGUAUCGGUGGCACUAACUUGGGGGAAGACAUUCGCAAACUGGACUACGGUCAGCACGUAGUUAGCGGCACACCGGGCCGUGUGUUCGACAUGAUCAAACGGCGUGUCCUGCGUACGCGUUCCAUUAAGAUGCUGGUGCUGGAUGAAGCGGACGAGAUGUUAAACAAAGGGUUCAAGGAACAGAUUUACGACGUUUACCGGUACCUGCCGCCGGCCACGCAGGUAGUGCUGAUUUCUGCAACCCUGCCGCAUGAAAUUCUCGAAAUGACAUCCAAGUUCAUGACCGACCCGAUCCGCAUUCUGGUAAAGCGUGAUGAACUGACACUGGAAGGCAUCAAGCAGUUCUUCGUGGCGGUCGAGCGUGAAGAAUGGAAGUUUGAUACACUGUGCGAUCUGUACGAUACGCUUACCAUCACGCAGGCCGUCAUUUUCUGCAAUACCCGACGCAAGGUGGAUUGGUUGACGGAGAAGAUGCGCGAGGCCAACUUCACCGUCAGUUCAAUGCACGGUGACAUGCCACAGAAGGAGCGAGACGAAAUCAUGAAGGAGUUUCGGUCUGGCCAGAGCCGAGUACUGAUCACGACCGAUGUUUGGGCGCGCGGUAUCGAUGUGCAGCAGGUGUCAUUGGUCAUUAACUACGAUUUGCCGAACAACCGUGAGCUGUACAUUCAUCGUAUUGGUCGAUCUGGUCGUUUCGGCCGUAAAGGUGUGGCGAUUAACUUUGUCAAGUCGGAUGAUAUCAGAAUUUUGCGAGAUAUUGAACAGUACUACUCGACACAAAUCGAUGAAAUGCCUAUGAACGUGGCAGAUCUUAUUUAA
Anopheles marshallii is the source of this 1203-nucleotide messenger RNA. RefSeq names its product eukaryotic initiation factor 4A-III. The record is from RefSeq and is a predicted model, not a curated record. NCBI's taxonomy places the organism in Eukaryota, Metazoa, Arthropoda, Insecta, Diptera, Culicidae. Gene Ontology annotation, cellular component: nucleolus; catalytic step 2 spliceosome. Gene Ontology annotation, molecular function: mRNA binding; RNA helicase activity; ATP binding. The transcript has 2 exons. The coding region runs from base 1 to 1203 and encodes 400 amino acids.